CAGCCCUACCACUACGUUUUUCGGAGGCGUAAUUUACACUCGAAAUUUCUGACAAAUUCCAACAAAGGGAUAAAUGCAAGAGCAAAAGCAGCGCUUGAAAUAUGAGUCGAAAGGGAGCGAGAGAACAAAAUGAUAUUUCGCUGAUCAUCGGGACGCUGCCGAAACGUCUGCAGAACAAAAUCGCGGCCAGCUGCAGCCACGCAGCAGCAGCAGCAACAACAACGAAGGCGUUGGAGACUGAGACGGAAAACGCUGAGAAUGCGGAGCCAGUUGCUCCAAGGCCAGCCACCAGUCGCCACAUCCUGAGCAAUGCAGCGGUUGCAGGGAAGCCCAAUCCCCACCAGGCGGUGGCUCCUCCCGUUUCGGUUACCAGCGGGAAAGUGCCGAGGGAAUGUGGAAUUCCAGGCAUCCUGCGCGUGGCCACCUCGUUGGCAGCAGGAGAAGGAGGAGGAGGGAACAAGAAAGGCGGUCACAAUGCCCGUCGCAAGUGUCGCAUCUUUGGCAAGGACAAGGAGCACGCUCCGCAGUCGCCAGUGACGCGCACCCGCCUGACCACCGAGCAUCCGGAUUGGUUUGAGCCGCUCUUAAGUCUUCCCAAUGCCAAAAACAUAGUCCAACUAUACGAUCAGCUAAUGGUUCUCAAUCAAAGAAAUCUUAUACUGAUAAACUGGAAGAACUUCUGCUACAUUCACGAUCAGCUUCAAGACGCCUUCAAGCAACUUCUCCUAGAGCAACUGAAGUUCGUCUGCGAGCACAAGGUCGAUGUCUUCUUUUGGAAGCUGCUCUUCUACAAUGUGCGGGAUUACUUGAAGCGCCAGCAAACGGAUCAGGCCCACGCCCACACGCUCCUCCUGAUCGAGCAGGCCACCAAGUUCUAUCGCCUGGCCUACGACAAGCUGAUGGCCAAGUCCGUGGCCUCGAGCGCCCAGAAAGUGGUGGCCCAGCGGCUGCUCAUCUGCCUGGGAGAUCUUUCCCGCUAUCGGGUUAACCAUGUCAAGGCCACGGAUUACUUGGAGGCGGCCAGGUACUAUCAGCGGGCCCAGGAGCUGGUGCCAGGCAAUGGAGCACCCUACAACCAACUGGCCGUCAUUUCUAUCUAUCAUCACAAGCGCUUCGAUGCCGUUUACUACUAUGUGCGCAGUCUACUGACCUCCAACUCUAUACAGACGGCCAAGGAGAGCCUGCUGGAUCUAUUCGACGAGAUUCGGCGCAAGUACGAGGAGACCGAGAUGAAGCAAUCGCCCAUGCACUAUGCCUCGCCGAAGAACCAAAAGUCCAAGCAGAUGCGCAAGGAGGUGUGGAUCUAUCCGGAUGGAAUUCGACGCCUGCAUCGCACCGACGACAAGGGAAACAAAGCGAAGGGCAACAAAGCCACCGUGGCCGAGGUCACGAGGUACGAGGAGAUGCCCCCAGAGGAGCUGAUGCCUCGCAUUGUCUCCCUGUAUCUUUACUUAAUAGGAAAGCUCUAUACAGGCACCGAUGUGGACUCGCUAUACCCGCUGCUGCGGAAACUGCUCAUCCAACUGGGCGCCGCUCUUAAACACGACAACCUGUUGUCACGCUCCAAACUGCUGAAAAUAGUGGCACUCAACUUGUUUGUCGUCGAGCACAACAAGCGUAAAACGUCACGCCGCGAGAUGCGUUAUCACAGCUUCAAUUUUGCCAACUCAUUCUUUGGACUCAUGCUGAAGCAGACAAACCAGUUGCUGGCCGGUUUUGUGGAGGACUCGACGAACAUUCAGUGUCUUCCUGAAGAAGAUUUUACCACUGUCAACACAUAUCUGCAGUAUGUAAAGGUCUAUGUGCAUUGGUUGAGCAUCAAUGUGGAUGUUUGGGAACCCGUGAGAUCAGAAGAACACUCCUUUAUCGAUUGCUGGGCUGAACUAUCCACCCUUUUCGAGUACAUUGAAUGCUUGCUAGGGAAGCAAAAACUGGACAAAAAGGAAAUCGCUUUGGAUGAGGAUAUUGCCCUGAGUGGCUUCAAUCCAUUGGGUCGAGAAACGAUGAGUAAGGAUUGCCUCAAGCGCGGACCCGAACGCAUUCAGUUCCUUGAACGCAUCCGUAGGAUUGGCCAGUUCCAGGACAUCUAUGCGCAGCAUCAAGAGGCACUGCAGCAGCCACUGGACUCGAGCUUCACCAUUGAGGAUCUAAACGCAGCAAUGAAGAAUGCGCUGGAGAGCUUCGAUGCCGAAAGUUGCGGCCUUGCGGUGAACCCCUUAAAAAAUCAGAGUCAAGCCGUUGAGGAACCUCUGUGUCCCUCAACCGAUGCCGAUGUUUCGCAGUUGUGCAAGCUGAAAAAGGAGCUUGAAGCCAAGGCGAAAGUUAAGCAGAUUUGCACCAGCAAGCUGGAGGAGAUCCUAAAGUUUGUGGACACCAAGAUAUACAUUGAAGUGCGUCCGCGCUACCUUCUGCCCGAUACCAACUGCUUCAUCGACUGUCUGGAGGACUUUGAGAAGCUGUCCACGGAGUUCAAGCGAUAUACUCUUAUUAUCCCGCUCACGGUGGUCAAGGAACUGGAUGGUCUCUCCAAGGGCGUCAAGUUGGACUCGUAUCGCAGCUCCAAGCAGACGCAGCGCAUCCAUCAUUUCGACGAGGUGUCGUCGCGGGCCAAAAAGUCUCUGGAGUUUAUCAAGUCGGCCAAGAGCAAUGUGAAGUGUGCUACCACAAAGGGCUCUUUUGUGAAUGCCUCGGUGUUUGCCUUGGUUGAGGAGGAGUAUCUUUCCAACGACGACAAAAUUCUGGCCACAGCCAUGGCUGUUUCAAAGACGGCCAAAUCUGAACAAUGCACAGAUGGCAAGUGCUUCAUUCAAACAGAGUUAGUUCUCAUCACCACCGAUCGCAAUCUGCGUGUAAAGGCCCUUUCUCGGAAUCUGGCGGUCAGCGCGCUGGACGAGUUCCUUCAAUGGGCCAAGGACUGCCGCGAAUCAACCUGAAAGCCCUUUUAGUAUCGCAAGUGGACCGGCUAACAAUGUAAAUGGACUCGCACGAUCGCACGAUGCGGUGCCGAGCGAGCUCGAGCUAUUAUAUUACCUACAUUACACAUAAAUGACUAUGUAAGUCGGGGUCGGCAGAUGCAGACACAUCCGCUGGCCGCGAAUACGUACACGACGUGGGUUCCUGAGAACUGAGGACACGGGUACACAGGCGCGGAUGUUGUGGUGUUUCCCCGGGGUGAGGCUUUCUGUCGAAGCCCAUCUCGCUGGCUUCCGAUCAUCUAAUUUGUUUUUUUUUCUCACUUCUUCAAAUUUAUAUUUUGUGACUUUCGGAAUAAUUAAAUCAAUUUGGAUUGUUGUUCAA
Molecule: messenger RNA, 3297 nt
Organism: Drosophila takahashii
Lineage: Eukaryota; Metazoa; Arthropoda; Insecta; Diptera; Drosophilidae
Gene: Smg6
Product: Smg6 nonsense mediated mRNA decay factor
Biological process (GO): proteolysis; nuclear-transcribed mRNA catabolic process, nonsense-mediated decay
Cellular component (GO): telomerase holoenzyme complex
Molecular function (GO): cysteine-type endopeptidase activity; telomeric repeat DNA binding; protein binding
Source: RefSeq, a predicted model, not a curated record